Lynx canadensis (Canada lynx) is the source of this 1473-nucleotide messenger RNA. RefSeq names its product ISL LIM homeobox 1 (gene ISL1). The record is from RefSeq and is a predicted model, not a curated record. Bases 143 to 1171 code for a protein of 342 amino acids. Gene Ontology annotation, cellular component: nucleus. Lineage: Eukaryota; Metazoa; Chordata; Mammalia; Carnivora; Felidae. The transcript has 6 exons. Gene Ontology annotation, molecular function: cis-regulatory region sequence-specific DNA binding; DNA-binding transcription factor activity, RNA polymerase II-specific. Gene Ontology annotation, biological process: axonogenesis; positive regulation of transcription by RNA polymerase II; neuron fate specification.
AGCCGGGCAGCGGCUCUCUCAGCCUUGGCAACCCCAGGGGCCACUAUUUCCCACUUAGCCACAGCUCCAGCAUCCUCUCUGAGGGCUGUUCACCAACUGUACAACCACCAUUUCACUGUGGACAUUACUCCCUCUUACAGAUAUGGGAGACAUGGGCGAUCCACCAAAAAAAAAACGUCUGAUUUCCCUAUGUGUUGGUUGCGGCAAUCAAAUUCACGAUCAGUAUAUUCUGAGGGUUUCUCCGGAUUUGGAAUGGCAUGCGGCAUGUUUGAAAUGUGCAGAGUGUAAUCAGUAUUUGGACGAGAGCUGUACCUGCUUUGUUAGAGAUGGGAAAACCUACUGUAAAAGGGAUUAUAUCAGGUUGUACGGGAUCAAAUGCGCCAAGUGCAGCAUCGGCUUCAGCAAGAACGACUUCGUGAUGCGCGCCCGCUCCAAGGUGUACCACAUCGAGUGUUUCCGCUGCGUGGCUUGCAGCCGUCAGCUCAUCCCUGGGGAUGAGUUCGCGCUUCGGGAGGACGGGCUCUUCUGCCGUGCAGACCACGACGUGGUGGAGAGGGCCAGCCUGGGCGCCGGUGAUCCGCUCAGCCCUCUGCACCCGGCGCGGCCGCUGCAAAUGGCAGCCGAGCCCAUCUCUGCCCGGCAGCCGGCCCUGCGGCCCCAUGUGCACAAGCAGCCCGAGAAGACCACCCGCGUUCGGACUGUGCUGAACGAGAAGCAGCUGCACACCUUGCGGACCUGCUAUGCCGCCAACCCCCGGCCAGACGCGCUCAUGAAGGAGCAACUGGUGGAGAUGACAGGCCUCAGUCCCCGCGUGAUCCGGGUCUGGUUUCAAAACAAGCGGUGCAAGGACAAGAAGCGGAGCAUCAUGAUGAAGCAGCUCCAGCAGCAGCAGCCCAAUGACAAAACUAAUAUCCAGGGGAUGACAGGAACUCCCAUGGUGGCUGCCAGUCCAGAGAGACACGAUGGUGGCUUACAGGCAAACCCAGUGGAGGUGCAAAGUUACCAGCCGCCUUGGAAAGUACUGAGUGACUUCGCCUUGCAGAGUGACAUAGAUCAGCCUGCUUUUCAGCAACUGGUGAAUUUUUCAGAAGGAGGACCGGGCUCUAAUUCCACUGGCAGUGAAGUGGCGUCGAUGUCCUCUCAGCUCCCAGAUACACCUAACAGCAUGUAGCCAGUCCUAUUGAGGGCAUGAGGAACAUUCAUUCAGAUGUAUUUUUUUUUCCCUGUUGGAGAAAGUGGGAAAGUAUAAUGUUGAACUCCGAAACAAAAGUAUUUAACGACCCAGUCAAUGAAACUGAAUCGAGAAAUGAAUGCUCCAUGAAAUGCACGAAGUCUGUUUUAAUGACAAGGUGAUAUGGUAGCAACACUGUGAAGACAAUCAUGGGAUUUUACUAGAAUUAAACAACAAACAAAACCCAAACCCAACAUACGCUAUCCAAUGACCUUAGGAGUACUGAAAAAAAAAAAAAAAAA